Molecule: messenger RNA, 10490 nt
Organism: Bicyclus anynana (squinting bush brown)
Lineage: Eukaryota; Metazoa; Arthropoda; Insecta; Lepidoptera; Nymphalidae
Product: glutamate receptor ionotropic, kainate 2
Exons: 21
Coding region: 299-2971 (890 amino acids)
Biological process (GO): monoatomic ion transport
Cellular component (GO): plasma membrane; postsynaptic membrane
Molecular function (GO): glutamate-gated receptor activity
Source: RefSeq, a predicted model, not a curated record
CUUUCGAUGGGUGUGUUAACAAACUGUAUCGUUUCGAAAACCUCUAAAACGCGUUGAGUGUCACGAAAUAUCGAUAAAAAUGCGUGGCUUUGUGUGAAAUAAUGUGCGUUUGGACGUCCAGUGACACGUGUGUUGUGUACUGCAUGUGAUAUCGAUAAAUUGGCUUUGAUAACUUAAUAUGCAAAACCUACGCGAGUCCAUGGAAAAGAAUUAAUGAUCCCAUGUUUUCGAGAUCUGUCCGUCAGAUUAUUCAUGGUGGUGCAGCGGUCCCGUGGUGGAGGGGUGAUGGUGCUGCAAUAUGUGGAGCGAGUGGCGCUGGCUCGUGGUCACGUUGAACGCUGUCGCCGCACUGUCGCCUGUUGUUAAAAUUGGUGCAAUCUUCACGGAGGAAGCGCGCGGAGGUAGCGCUGAACUAGCGUUCAAGUACGCAGUGUAUCGCAUCAACAAGGAACGUAGCUUGCUGCCCGACACCACGUUAGUGUACGACAUACAGUACACCACCGCCAGGGACACUUUCCGCACUUACAAGCGAGCGUGCACACAGAUAAAGUCAGGAGCCAUUGCUAUAUUCAGCAGCGCGGGCCCACUGCUGGGCUCCACGCUGACUGCCAUGUGCCGGUCAUUGCACGCUCCCUACAUGACAGUGGCGCCGCACUUCGUUGACAACCUUAAUAAUUCGGAUUCGUUCACUGUGAAUCUGUACCCGUCGAGGGAACUCAUGGACCAGGCGUUUAAGGACUUGACUGCCUUCCUCAACUGGACCAAAAUGGGUAUUAUUUACGAAGAUUACGGGUUUGGAGAACUAAACAUAGUCCGCCUAGCUCGGGACGGCCGCGACAUGUACGCGGUGCGCUGCGAGACGAGAGACUAUCGGCGCGCGCUCGCCCAGCUGAAGGCGCAGCACAUAGAGCACAUCAUAGUCGACACGGACCCCAAGCACUUGAGACUGUUGUCCAGAGCUAUUCUACAACUACAAAUGAACAACGAAAAUUAUCAUUAUAUUUUUACCUCCUUUGACAUGGAACUGUUCGACCUGGAGGACUUCUUCUACAACCGCGUGAACAUGAGCGGCUGGCGGCUGGUGGACCGCGAGUCCGACAAGGUCAAGGACACCCUGCAGGUCAUGGAGAAGUUCCACCCCAUCGGCGCCUCCAUACUCAGUGGGGGACACAUUAAGACUGAACCAGCGCUGCUGUACGACGCGGUGCAGGUGCUGGCACUGGCGCUGGCCUCCACCAAGGACGUGCACACCAACAACGGCUCCUGCGACACCGAGGCGCACAUCACCCACGGCAGAGAAUUGCUGGACAAUAUCAACAAGGUUCAAGCACAUGGUCUGACAGGUCCAAUCUCGUUCACGGAAGGUGUCCGGACCACCUUCAACCUGCAGCUGAUGAGGCUGUCCGGGGGAGAGCAGGGCGGCGCGGUGCUCGCCGGACACUGGGCUCCGGGGGAUGGGCUGCAGGUCACUGACCCCGCUGCGUAUAGACGAGACCCUCCCCCUAAUGUCACCCUGACUGUUGUAACUGUAGAGGAAAAGCCCUACGUGAUGGUGAAGGAAGGUUGGAAUCUGCAAGGCAAUGCACGGUUUGAGGGUUUCUGCAUCGACCUGCUGGCCAGAGUAGCGGCGAGAGCCGGAUUCCACUAUCGACUGAGGCUGGUGCCUGACAACAUGUACGGGGCCUGGGACCCCGACACCGGCCAGUGGAAUGGAAUUGUCAAGGAACUGAUGGACCAGAAAGCGGACAUCGCCGUAGCAUCUAUGACAAUAAACUUCGCACGCGAGGCCGUCAUAGACUUCACCAAACCCUUCAUGAACCUCGGCAUCGGAAUCUUGUUCAAAGUGCCGUCAUCACAACCCACGCGACUGUUCAGCUUCCUCAACCCGCUGGCGAUAGAGAUCUGGCUGUACGUGCUCGCUGCCUAUGUGCUGGUGUCAUUCACCUUGUUCGUCAUGGCUCGGUUCUCACCCUACGAAUGGUCAUCCAGCACGCACGUCUGCGGUCACGAGACCAAGCUGCUCACCAAUCAGUUCAGCGUGUGCAACUCCUUCUGGUUCAUCACUGGCACGUUCCUGAGGCAAGGCUCUGGACUGAAUCCUAAGGCAACGUCGACGCGCAUAGUGGGCGGCAUCUGGUGGUUCUUCACCCUCAUCAUCCUGUCGUCGUACACCGCCAACCUGGCCGCCUUCCUCACUGUGGAGCGCACCGUGCUGCCCAUCCAGAGCGCUGCCGACCUGGCGGCGCAGACCAGCGUGCAGUACGGCACGCUCAGCGGCGGCUCCACCAUGACUUUCUUCAGAGAUUCCAACAUCGACAUCUACCAGAAGAUGUGGCAGCACAUGUCGACGGCGUCCCCGCCAGCGCUGGUCUCGUCCUACGAGGAAGGCGUCCGACGGGUGCUGGGCGGCAACUACGCGUUCCUCAUGGAGUCCACCAUGUUGGACCAUCGCGUGCAGCGGGACUGCAACUUGACGCAGAUCGGUGGACUGUUGGACUCUAAGGGUUACGGUAUAGCGACAUGGAAAGGCAGCCCCUGGAGGGACAGGAUCUCGCUGGCGAUCCUGGAACUGCAGGAGAAGGGGGUCAUCCAGAUCCUCUACGACAAGUGGUGGAAGAACACGGGGGAUGUCUGCAACAGAGACGGCAAGGACAGCAAGGCUAACCCCCUGGGCGUGCAGAAUAUUGGUGGGGUGUUCGUGACUCUGCUGUGCGGGCUGGUGCUGGCCAUCGUGGUCGCCAUCUUGGAGUUCUGCUGGAACACCAAGAAGAAUGCCUCGCAGGGCCGCCAGUCACUGUGCAGUGAGAUGGGACAGGAGUUGAGAACAGCCAUGAGAGGCGGUUCCUCCAGAACAGUGCUGAGGCCAGGGUGCACCAGGUGCUCCCCCGGCACCCACGUGCCGCCAGCGCCUGGCAGAUAUGAGACGGACGGGUCCAGCACCGUGGAGCUCCGCGAGCUGCGCUGGUCAUAGCGCACGGCGCGGCGCGGGGCGUCCGCGCCCGCCUCCCCCGCGCCCGCGCGCCUCGCCCCCCGCCCCGCCGCGCUACGACACCCUUGCAAUUCCGUGGGUACUAUAAGAAGGACCACGUCCUACGUGCUAAAGGAUCCCAAAGAGAAGAAGCAUGUUCAGAUCGUUGCGUAGUCUAGCGUAGAUAUAGUCUUAGCUUUUAUACAAAUACCAUUGAUAUACAAAAACUUAGAUUGCAUACAGAGACGAAUAUCUAUGCAUGUAUCUGCAAAGAAAUAAAUUGAUUGAUUGAUUGAUUCCAUGGAUUCACCGGGUCCAUCGCGUGGCUGAGAAAAAAUUAUAUAACCUAAACUAGCAAGCGCCCGCGACUUCGUCCGCUUGCAAUUAAGUUUUUCACAAAUCCCGCGGGAAUCAUAGAUUUUUCCGAGAUGAAAGUAGCCUACGUGUUAAUCCAGAGUAAAAUCUAUUUUCAUUCCAAAUUUCAGUCAAAUCGCCGCAAAAUUGACAAAGUUUCAUACAAACUUUCAUCCCCUAUUUUAUCCCCUUGGGGGUAGAAUUAUUCAAAGUGCUUACUUAGCGGAUGCCUACGCCAUAACAUCUACCUGCAUGCCAAUUUUCAGCCUGAUCCGUCCAGUGGUUUGAGCUGUGCGUUGAUAGAUCACUAUGUCAGUCAGUCACCUUUGAGUUUUAUACAGGGUUAAUUUUCGUAAAUUUGCAAUAAUUUCAGAAAUAACUUAGAAUCGAUAAUACUAUCGAUCUAUGAUUUCAAAAACCCUCCUUAAUUUUGACAUUUUUUGAAAUAAUUUUUCCAUGAAAAUACACAAUGUAUGGACAUAGUGUAUCACUGCAAAAUCCAGCCGCGUAAAGAUACCUAACUAUCGCAAGGAAGCGGCUGGUAAGUAGGUAACUGUCUCUAGUCAAAACAAGUAGGUAGGUGUAGGUCCCACGUGUAAACAAUCUUAUCGCUCCAACCUUUUCGUCUUGCCGACAACAAACGCACCGCACCGCGGGCGCACGGUACGGGAGAAGGGGAGAGGGCGGCUUUUGUUUUAAAUUAUUGAAUUGAAUCAGUCAGUUACGUUCGUGUCCUUGACCUAAUUACUGCGCGUGCUUGCAAAGUUUUAAGUUUUUAAUUAAGUGACCCGUAACCGUUAUGUCUCGAUCAGUGUACUCAAAUCGAGAAUCUUAUGAAAUGGUGCGCUGUUACAAUUUAAGUGGUGAAAGCUUAGUUCGCGCGCAAGUGUUAUAUCGGACUGAAAGCAUACCUCGGCUGCAGAGACAAGGCUUAAACCCCAGGCUGCCAUCUAGAGCCACAAUUUUAGCGGCAACGCAAAGACUGUUAGAUUACGGGCAGUUUACCACACCUAGACAUGCUAGUGGUAGAGGAGUGGCCAGCUAGGUCUCCAGACUUAACCCCACUUGAUUUUUACUUGUGGGGUGAAAUGAAGAGACGUGUCUAUGUGGAAGAGGCACAAAGUGUUGAUAAUCUGCGUGACAAAAUAAGUGCAGCCUUUAAUGAUAUUAAAAGUGACACAGAAACACUUAAUUUAAUAAAAAACAAUUUAGGCAAACGUGCCCGUUUGUGUGUUCAACGAAAUGGCCUACAUUUUGAGCAACUUUUAAAAAUUCAUAAAUAAACUAAAUAGGUACUUAGACAAUAUUAAUGAUUAACCUGCCUGCAAUUAUUUAUCAUCUAAGUAAUUGUGUUUUUCGUGUUAAAUUGUUAUCAUAACUUUUUAAAAAUAUCUAAUAAUAAAAGACAUUACGUACUUUACCCAUCUUCUUAGUUAGUUUUUAAUAAUUGAUGAGUGAUCGCUAGACACUAGGUUAGUCGUGUAGGUACUUGAGCCCAGCUGAUCGCAUCGCGUCGAACGAGAACCGCACCGGGCGGCGAGAGAGCAUUGAACUUGAUUUUUAGGUAAGUGCCUACAGCAUAUUAGACUCAUAUCUUACCUACUAGUACUCUACCUACAAUGUACAGUGCCCUUGAGUUUUUAAGAAUUAGGAUUUCAUUGGGAAUUUUUCAAAUCCUUGUAACUUAAAAACUACCAUGAUUUAUGCAAUAAUUUUCAAAUUGUAUUUUUAUUUUGCUUUUUAAAUUUAAAAUUCAAAAUAAUGAAAGUCUAUGAAAAUUAACCCUGUAUAUUUAGAUUUAAAAAUAUAUCUCAAUAAAUCUGGUUCAUACAUGAAAAUAUGCUUGAUGUAUGAACCAGAUAUAAUAUCUUCCUACUAAUAUUAUAAACGCGAAAGUUUGUAUGGAUGUUUGUUACUCUUUAACGUCGCAACUACUUAAUCGAUUUGGUUGAAAUUUAAAACGAAGAUAGAUAACACCCUAAAUUAACACAAGCUACUUUUCAUACCGCAAAAAUUCAUAGUUCCCACGGGAUUUGUGAAAGAGAAUUCCACGCGGACGAAAUCGCGGGCAAAUCGUCACUAUCACAAAAUAUUGAAAACCGCUUGACAUAUAAAGAUGAAAUUCGGCAGGGAGGUAGUUUAGUAGACGUCCGCUGGUUUAAGGCCUGCUUAAAAGAAGUCUAAGCCCCUAGGACCCCCAGGGGAUCACCCUCUGAGUGUCUAAUUCUCAAACAAAUAGAGGUUAAAUUCGACACUCAGCGGCUGAAUGAUCCACUGGGGGUACCCCUACAAUGUCUACGAAUUCCUCUGUAAUAGUGAACGAUAGUGUUGCGAUACACAAAAACAACCAUCUGUGCACAACGUUUUCAAAAGAGACCCAGCUUCCUUGGUAAAAUUUCCUUUAUUAGAAUGUUGUAUCUAUGAUUUUUGUAUAUCAAUGGUAUACAAAUAAAAGUAAUAUACUGGAUGCAUUGUAAAAUAUUGGAUGAGUAUUUGAAAACGUGUUCUAGGAUAACAAUAAUUCAGCUGACGUUGAAGUUGUUUUUUACAUUUUGUUAGUUUUUAAACGACUUCAAAAAGGACGAAAAAGGCUGCAAAAAACAAAAAAUUCGUAGCUGAUUAUAUUUUUUUUUUUGUUUCACCGAUUGACACUCACUUAUAUGAUUUUUUUUAUCGUGAUCCCUUCGUAAAGUAAUUUUGACUGACUGACUGACUUUUGAACAUGUUCUAAUAAACUAAAAUGCAAAUAUAUAAUUGAUCCAGCAAUUGAACUAAAAUCUGCAGCCGGCUUAUUCACUAAUUAUGGACUUUAUUAACAACCUGUUAAAAUAAACAAGAAAUUAAAUGUCAAAUGUCAUCUACCUACUGUAUGAUAUCUACGAAGGGUUGUCAGUAGACACCGGAUGACAUUUGUUACAAAGGUGUCCUAAAGUCCCAAUUUUGUACGGAGGCUGGGCCUUUAUUCCGAGUGUCAACUAAGCAGAACAAAUUAUGUUUAUCUUAAAAGAAUAUAAAAUAUAGGGAAAUUAAAACCAAAAAAAAAAAAAAUUUUUGGAACCCGCAUUUUUUUAAAAUGACUUGUAUAAAAUGUUAUUUUUUUGUUAGCUGGCAACAUUAAUCAAGACUUUUUAUAAUGGCAGCAUACUUGUAACUCACACACUGGCAGAUAUUUAUCAGUGAUCUUCGAGUAAUAGCAUUCGUUUAUGGCGUUUUUAAAGCAAUUUAAGGAUUUUUUUUUGUUGAUUGCUUCUGUCUACGAAUUAAUGAUUCUUUUUCACUUGUCUUAUUGACAUUUGACAAUAUUUGACAUUGACAGCCUACACCAGAUAUGAAUUAAAUUCCAGGUGUUUUUAUUGGCUGUUUUGAAAACUUACUGUAUUGUCUAUGUUUAAUUUGUAGACAAGGGAGCGAAACAAAAAAAAUAUUUAUCCAAUUAAUUGGGGUUCCAAAAAUUCUGAAAAUUAUUUUCUCAACAGUAAUUUGUAUCUUCUAUCCGUGAAAAAUACUAUUAACUUACUUUAUAUAAUAAAGGCCCAUUUUGGGACAUGUCCUUUGAUGUUAGUGAAUUACCCUGAAGAUCUUAACGAAAAUUACAACAAAUGAAUGUUUGCUGGUUAUAGACCUCUAUUUAUUUAUUCAAACUAUUUUUAUUUAUUUAUUUUGUACAAAAAGAAGUUGAGAUUAUCUCAGAUAUGCUAUUUUGUGUUAAAUAUUUUCAUUGAAAUUAAUAUUGUUAAGAAUUGGCGUCUGUACUACCUUAAUGUUAAGUGUUAUAAAAUCGCUAGAAAAUUUAACAUAACUUCGUAUAGGUUAAGAAUAGUUCAGUAAAUUUUAUACGUUAUUAUUAUAUCUGUAUACAUAAUUAUAUAAUUAUAUAUAAAAUAUGAUGUUAGUAUAAAUCUAAAAGUGUGUGUCAGACUUAAUCAUCGAAGUAUAAACCGUUUUUUUUUUCUUUUAAUUCUUCGGGAGCCGAAUUUUCCUGUGCAGAGUGGAUAUGACCUUUGCCUACGAUUCGGAGGGUGUGGGUUCGAAUCCAUGCACCUCCAACUUUUCAGUUGUGUGUAUUUUAAAAAAAUUUAAUUUCUUGUGUCUUUCUCCACGUGUCUCAAAUGGUGAAGGAAAACAUCGUGAGGAAACCAGCAUAGCUGAGAAAUUCUAUGUUCUCUACGUGUGUGAAGUCUGCUAAUCCGCAUUGGGCCAGCGUGGUGGACUAUUGGCUUAACCCCUAUACUAUAUUCCAUGCCAUAGAUAUGCUAUAUGGAGUAUUGAAACAGAAGAAUGGUAACGCAUAAACUGCAUGUGUUCAAAAAUGAAAGAACCUUUUUUUUUGCUUCCACAGUAUUUAUUACAUUAACAGAAAAGUAUUGUUUGCAUUGCUGUUUUCGAGUGAAUAACGUAGCUUUUGUAACCUUGUGAUCCGAUGCCACCUAUGCUAACCACUGGAUCAACAAUGUUAGAUGAUGAUACAAGAAAUAUUGGGGGAUAUAACAUGUCUCGGAACCAUAGGUCAUCACUGGCAACACGCAUUGUCUUUUUUGUCAAGACUUUUGUCAUCAGGCACUGAGGAAUUUUGGCAGUGAUGACCUGUUGUUCAGAGACUUGGUCGCUAACUAUGAGCUUUAUUAAAAGGCUCAGAAUCACACAGCGGGCGAUGGAACAAGCUAUGUUAGGAGUAUCUCUGCGUGAUCGAAUCAGACAUGAGGAGAUCCGCAGAAGAACCAAAGUCACCGACAUAGCAUGAGUCGCGAAGCUGAAGUGACAAUGGCGGGGCAUAUAGUUUGAAGAGUCGAUAAACGUUAGGGUCCCAAAGCGCAGUGUUGAUCGACCCCCCACUAUGUGGACUGACGACAUCAAGCGAGUCGCAGACAUUCGCUGGAUGCAGGCUCAGUAUCGUGAUGUUUGGAAGUCCCUACUAAAGGCCUAUGUCCUGCAGUGGACGUCCAUCGCCUGAUAUGAUGAUGAUGAUGAUAGUUCGAUAUUGAUCUAUAUCCCAAUUUAAAUUACAGCAUUCGAUAGUUAUACGUUGAUCAAGGACUAUAUUUACGAAAUAAUUGAAAAAUUUACCAUCCAAGACUGCUAUGGAAUAUUUACAAAGAAUUAAAAAUAAGUUUUAAUUAAUUAAUAUAUAUAAAAUAUUAUCAUUACGUAUGUGUGUUAAAAUGUGUUAGGAUUUUCUUGUACAUACAUUUCUUAAGUAGAAAAUUUGUAUACAUGUGUGAUUAUUAUAUUAUAUAUAAAUAUAUAAUAUAUUGAAUGUUACGGCUAAACAAUAUAAAUACGAUUGGUUUAGGGUAUUAUUUAUAAUGCCCGGGAAAUAUGAAUAUAGAUGGCAUUUAUUGAAAGGAUAUGGUCCAUUUCGGGUCGACUCUUGUACCCCUAUCAUUAAAAUUUAAAAAAUACUAGGAUUUUAUUAAAAUCUAAUAAAUAUAACUAAAUAAAAAGAUAUAAAUAAAAUUAAAACCCAAGUUUAUGAGUUACAUCAAGAUGGCACCCAUAAAGCAACUAUGACAUGACAAUUGACAGCAAACGUCAAUCGACUACUGUAAUGAAAACGUCAUCAAUCCGCCAUUAUUACCCAUUUAAAGUGUUGCAUUUCUCGGGAGAUAAUGAAUAAUAUUUCGAAAGAAUUAAAGUAAAUUCUUAGAUUUGUAUAAUUAAAAAUGGUUAAAAAACAUAUUUUCUUUUAUUUCCUCCAGGGUAUAGUGACUAAUCCUCGGCUCCAUACAAUUUUGAACCAUCUCUUUUAACGAAAUCCCUAAUCCUAAUCCUAAUGUCAAAAUCUUGCUUUGCUACAAUGUAAUGUAAUAGUCUUAAUCUAACUUAAAUUCUUUCCUAACUUUAUCUAACUAGAUAAUAAUGGCCAUUGGUACAUUUCCCGGGAAUUAUAGAUGUUGCCCUAUCAAUCACUUAGUUCAUAACAUAACAUAGUAUUCUCUAGUGAAAUGACGAUAUUUAAUAAUUUUAACGAUGAGCUCAGCACCGUGCUGAGGUAGAUACCUUAUUUUCCAGGGUCAUACACUUGUAUUCUGACAGUUCUUUUAAUACUUGUAAUGUGUGUUGACAAAUACAAAAAUAUUCUUAUGUAUUAUAUAUUGUAAACCAAAGUUCGGACGGUGUGCAAAGUUAAUUUUUGCCCGGCCAAGUACAUAAUAGAAAAUGCAUUUAACCUUCCUCGAGGUAUUGCAGGCGUAUAAUAUUAUCUUUGAGAUGACCAAAGUGUGCGUUGGACUCGCUCACUAUAGUUUGGUUACUAAAGGUAGAGCUUGAAAACGCCGGAAAAAAUAUAAAAAAGAUCUACUACUUAAUGGUUGUUUAAAAACGCAUAUGUGUGAAACAUUACAACGUAUAAAAGUGUCAAACUGAGUAAUUCCAUUGCAGAAUAAUUUAUGGAUUUGUUUUCUAUUGCGAUUUCAGGUUCUACUUUCACUAGCCCAAUUCUAUCUGCUCAUUUAAAUGGCCCACUACUCCUGCAAUCCUCCUUCCUUUUAGAGGAGGUGAGAAGGGUGAAGAGGUUAAUGGGCUUAAGAUGAAUAUUUGACUCUGUUAAUCAAUAUUAUGUUAAUGACCGGGCAAGAGACUCUGCCGUGACAUGUGUGUGUGUAAUUUGGUUGUAGCCCGUUGGAUCAGCUUCCACCUUCACACAGGAAGUAAAACUAUAAGAAAUGUAAACAGUAAUUGUUAUCAAUUGUAAAUUAUAAUACUGUAUGACUUUUUCAAAAGAGCAACUGUUGAGUUUCUUGCCGGUAUCUUCUCAGCAGAACCUGCCUUCCGAACCGGUGGUAGAAUCUUUACAAAUAGUCAACUGACGUGUCAAAAGAGCUUGUAAACUGAGCCUACUUGAAAUAAAUGAUUUUUUUUAAUAUCACUAAUUUCUCAACUUCGGGCUAUCAUUUCAAGAAAAGUCCAAUCUUUUGUGGCACGGCCUAAGAUUUAAACUCAUAACGCUACUAUCAUAGCCACUAGGACAAUGAGAAAGUCGUAAAUCGAAAUGCAUAGAAUGGAUUUCCGGGCAAAUUUAACUUUGCAAACUCUUUGCCCUUUAGCCGUAACAUAACAUGAAGGCGCUGUUAUAUAUGUAUGUCAGACUAUGUGUUCGUUUACUGUUUACAGUGUUGUGGUGAAUAAUUUGGGUUUUAUUACAAAAAUAAAUGAUAAAAAGUUAAAUUGA